Macadamia integrifolia is the source of this 1507-nucleotide messenger RNA. RefSeq names its product transcription factor VIP1-like. The record is from RefSeq and is a predicted model, not a curated record. The transcript has 4 exons. Gene Ontology annotation, molecular function: DNA-binding transcription factor activity. Bases 169 to 1179 code for a protein of 336 amino acids. Lineage: Eukaryota; Viridiplantae; Streptophyta; Magnoliopsida; Proteales; Proteaceae. Gene Ontology annotation, biological process: regulation of DNA-templated transcription. Gene Ontology annotation, cellular component: nucleus.
AGAGAGGAAAAGAAAAAAUAAGGAAAGAAAUUCGACGUCUCUCUCACACUCUGUAUCUCGAGAGCUUUCAAUGCCUCCUUUGAUAAACAAAGCCACAAAAUCUCCAGACACAAGUCCUCAUCACCGCCCAAAAACCCUCAGGAAGCAAACCCCACCCAAAUCAAAAGCAUGGAUUCCCAGUUCACCGGCAGAGCCACCGGAAAUGCCUUCCCUGGCCGAGUGGACAUCGAUCAGAUGCCUGAAAUUCCGCAGCGUGGUUCCCAUCACCGACGGGCCCAGUCUGAAACCGUCUUCCGAUUUAACGACGACAUCCUUUUCGAUCCUGAUGUCGACUUCAACCUCUCCGCCCUCGACAUCCCUUCUCUCUCCGAAGAUAACAACAACAGCAACGGUGGCGUCCCCAUGACCAUCGAUUCCGCCAAAUCCGAUGAUUCUACCGGCGACAAGGGCAAGCCCAAGUUGGCUGGUGGGCCCCAUUUCCGGAGCCUCUCCGUCGAUGCUGAUUUCUUCGAGGGUUUAGGGUUUCAACCGUCGCCGGUCGGUGGUGGUAGCGGUGGAGCUGAAUUUGACAAGUUUGGCGGGAAAAGUGGAGUCCCUGAGAAGAGGAUGCAUAGGCAUAGCAGUUCCAUGGAUGGUUCGUCUUCUUCCUUCGAGGUUGAGUCGGCUGAGAGUAUUAAGAAAUCCAUGGGACCUGAUAAGCUUGCGGAGUUGGCCUUGAUUGACCCAAAGAGAGCCAAAAGGAUUCUGGCAAACCGGCAAUCUGCAGCACGGUCGAAGGAGAGGAAGAUUCGAUAUACUGGUGAACUGGAGAGGAAGGUGCAGACACUUCAAACUGAGGCAACCACCCUCUCAGCACAAGUUACAAUGCUGCAGAGAGACACAACUGGUUUGACUACCGAGAACAAAGAACUCAAAAUGAGGUUGCAGGCUAUGGAGCAACAAGCACAGCUACGAGAUGCUCUGAAUGAAACCUUGAGGGAUGAAGUACAGCGGCUUCGGAUAGCUACUGGACAAUUACCAAUUGUCAAUGGUAACUCCUUCAACCAAGGAUUGCCUACCCAGUUCUUCCCUGGAUCCCAGGCUCUGAGCCAUUUUGGCAAUCAUCAGACCCACCGGCAGCUCCGCACUCAGACAUCUCCCAAUGGUCAGCCCCAACAGGAUUUCCAGCAGAGGACCUAAUUGCAUCCUUGGCCCAAUAAAUUUGGUGCCAAAGUGUCCUUUUUAUGACAAAUUGGUAAUCACAAGUAAGAAGCUAAAUUAUUGUAGGUUGGUUUUGUAUAUAGACUGUAUAUUAGUAUAUGUAUAUGUUUAUGUGGUGCAGGUAGGGUUGUGAAGAGUGUCUUAACUUGGAUCAGUCCCUUGCAUCUUUUUUACAUAUAGGUAUGCUUUCCUUAGAAUCUGAAUAAUGUAGCAGAUCGAUUAGCUUCUGAUGGACUAUGUGGAUGGUGGAUGGAUGAACAUUGUUGUCAAAUUCUAAUUAGGAAAUGUUGGAGACCAGUUACCUUCA